Molecule: messenger RNA, 849 nt
Organism: Anopheles maculipalpis
Lineage: Eukaryota; Metazoa; Arthropoda; Insecta; Diptera; Culicidae
Product: UDP-glycosyltransferase UGT5-like
Exons: 2
Coding region: 1-849 (282 amino acids)
Molecular function (GO): UDP-glycosyltransferase activity
Source: RefSeq, a predicted model, not a curated record
AUGGUGAGCCCUUAUAAUGAGCCAGAACAGGUGCCAUACUAUCACAUCCGCCAGUGGAUUGAAGGAUCAGAUGAAGGAGUCAUUCUGUUUAGUCUGGGUACAAAUCUACUGAGCUCCUCAAUACCACCAGAACUGUUGAAUGCAAUUCUGGAAACGUUCCGCAACAUUAAACAACGAGUCAUCUGGAAGUGGGACACGGAUGUGAUGCCAAACAAGCCGGAUAAUGUCAUGUUGGUAGAGUGGUUACCACAGGACGAUAUUCUUGCCCACCCUAAUGUACGGCUGUUCAUCAUGCAUUGUGGAUUGGGUGGAAUUGCUGAGGCGUUGUUCCACGGUGUACCAAUAGUUGGAAUUCCGAUGUUUGGGGAUCAACCCGUGAAUCUAGCACAGGUGGAGAAAGAAGGCUGGGCCUACGUACUACAAUAUACCGAGCUCACAGUAGAAACGUUCUCAAAGGCAGUCACCGAGGUACUGCACAAUCCUCGCUAUCGGGAGAGUGUGAAAAGAAUAUCGCAGUUGUUCCGAGAUCGUCCACAAACUGCCAUGGACACUGCCAUCUUCUGGACGGAGUACGAAAUACGCCAUAAGGGAGCAUACCGUUUAAGAUAUCCCGGUAUGGAUAUGAACUUCAUUCAGCGUCUGAGCUGCAGGUGGUGUUGUAGAAGAAGAGUGACAAAGGUUAAAAUUCAGCAGUUUCCUCUGAACGGUAGUUUUAGUUCAAGUAGUCUAAAGAAGUAUGUCGUCAUAAAAGAUGUAGAAAACAGUGUAUUGGCUUUAUGUCACAUUAACUGUGAGAUCGCCAGGGUACUGUUCCGUACCAGAACCUGUACCGUACCAGAUUGCGCGUAA